UGGAUUGCGCGCAACUUGGGUCUUGUUUAGACUUUGGAGUUACGUUAUUUUUUUUCUUUUCGCAAUCUCUCGACCGCAUAUGGCUGUGUACAAUGUACCCACACUCGUGUCAUCCGGUCUCACCUCUAUUUUCUAAACGAUAAGAGUCAAGAAUGGGACGCGCGUACGGAAAGAUAAAGAAAGGUCGUGCGAGUGGGGAGAUCCUCUUGCGGGUGAGAAGCGGGAGACGCGGGAAGAAGAAAGAAGGGAGAAUCGCGCGGUUGUUCGCCGCGGUUAAGUGAAUCAGUCUGUGUGAAACCGCUCAGUCGAGCGGGAUUGAUUCUGGUUCUUUGAUUGAACGAAGAGAAGAUUGGAGGACGAACCGCUCUAACAGAGUUUUCGCAAUCGUUCGCGAUUCAACAACAACAAAAAAUGAAUCCCGACGUGCGCGAUUGACGGGAGGGGCGGGGAGAUUUCAAUCGGAGAAAGUGAUGAGGUGAUUCACAAGCAAUUUUAUUAAUAGUGCGUGAGGUCACGAGGUUUUUUCUUUUUCAACCACCGCCGAUCGCCGCUCCGUUUUUUCUUCGCCGAUCAGAAGAAGAAGAGAUCGAAAGACAGACGGCGCGACACUCGCAAAUGACAGUCCACCAUAUUGACAAAUCGCUGAAUUAGAAGAUUCCCGAUUCUUGCGAAAGAUGAUCACUCAUCAUCCUCAAGGAUGCCUUCCGAUUUUGCUCAUUGUUGUCGCGGCCGUAACUCUCGUUCACUGCUGCCCGUCGGCAUGCAGUUGCCAGCAGAUCAUAGGCGACAACAUUCUGAUGGAUUGCCAGAUGGAAAAUGACACCGGUUUUACCGUGGAAUUCAAAUCUAGCGAGAGCAAGAUUAAAAUACAAUGCAACAACUCGCCGAAGUGGUCGGAUUUCAAUCUGAAAGCGCCCACGAAAAAUGACUGGAAGAUACUCUCGUUUGUAAUGUGCGAUUUCCCGGGCGAGAGAAGUUUGGGCGAUAUCGCGCGAAUCCUCGAGGCCACGGGAAUAGAAAAACUUUACUUCCAGUCGUACAAAGACCUGAGCUUCACUCUGAAGAGACAUCAUUUGGACGGUUUCCAGAAUUUGAAGGAGCUCAUUCUCUCGAGUAACAAUGUGACUGACGUAAGCAACGAUCUGCUGAGCGGUUUCGGUAAUUUAACCGGACUCAACUUGGUCGAGAACAAUUUGCAUCUGAACAAAGGAUUUUUCGACCAUACGCCGGGUUUGCGCUACGUCGAACUGGGCAACAACAACAUGCGAUCGAUAGAGGUGGGCACGUUCGCGAAGCUAAAGAAUCUGACGUUUCUCAAUCUGUGGAGCAACAAUUUUGUCAAUCUUCGAGCGGAAAGCUUCGACGGACUCGACGGUCUCAAAACGCUCGGUCUUAAUAGAAAUUUCUUGGUCACAUUACCGAAGAACAUAUUCGCGAAUCUGAGCAAUCUCGAGGUGAUCAACUUGUCGAGAAACAACUUCACGGACUUGCCGGCGAGUCUGCUGCGAAAUAACACGAAACUCAAGAACGUCACGCUGACGGACAAUCGAAGAAAUAUGACGCUGCCGCGUGGACUUUUUGCCAAUCUGCCCGAACUAAAGGAUUUGAAGCUGAGACGAAACGGACUUAUCGCACUGCCGGAGGAUCUGAUCUGGGGAUCCUCGUCAUUGAUCAUUCUCAAUUUGGAACGAAACUAUCUCACAACUUUGCCCCCGCUCAUGUUCCGCGACUCGACGGAACUGCUAGAACUGACACUUACUUUCAACGACAUCGAGGAACUGCCUGACAACAUUUUCGCCAACACCACUAAGUUGAGGAAAUUGAAUCUAUCGAAGAAUCGCAUCAGUUACAUAUCCGGACGUACGUUAUACGGAUUAUAUCAAUUGGAAGAACUAAAUAUGGAACAAAAUAAUCUGAAGAUAAUCUCGGAAAACGGUUUUGAAGAUAUGGCGAGGUUGAGAAUUAUCAGAUUGUCUAACAAUCAUCUCGAGUUAAAACCGAUUUUCCAUGACGAAUUCGGACCGAAAUCGCCGUUUUCCGAAUGCGAAUCAUUGGAAGAAUUGUACUUGGUUAACAACAACAUUUCGUUCAUAUUUGGCGACUGGAUACUCAAUACGCGUCUUCAAAUUUUGGAUCUCACAUAUAACAACAUAUCUUUUCUAAAUUUCCGAGACUUGCAGUUUCUGUCGAAAAGUGUCAGAGUGAACUUGUCCCACAACAAAAUACAACACAUCGACUUGCACGAGGCCGAAUAUCUCUCGCAGCUUCAGGAAACUCGUCGCGAUGAAAUAGUAUUUCUGGGAAACAAUCCGUUGGACUGCGAUUGCGGCGUGUACGAUCUUCUGCGUUAUCUCGAGGGCAAAAUACACCCAAGCGUGCACAAAUCCGUUCACAUAAGAGUGGAAAAUUUAACUUGUCAAAGCCCCGACGACUUGAAAAACGUGUACAUUACCGAUUUAAAAUCCAAUCUAUUAAAGUGCCUGGCUCCCACGUGUCCCGAAGAAUGCGUCUGUUAUUUCAAACCCGACGGUAAAACGUUUAUACUCGAUUGCUCUUACAAAAAUUUAAUUAAGAUACCAAGCGACGCGAACAUUACAAACAAUUUCAAACAAUACGAAUUGAAUUACACCGGUAACAAGUUGACGACAAUGCCGGAUUUGACUAGAUUGAAAAUCGGACCGGUGAAAAAUCUCAGCUUGUCUCACAACAGCAUCAGUCACGUUACCUUAGACGGACUGCCCGAUACGCUAGAGGUCUUGGAAUUACACAACAACAACAUUUCGAGACUGAGUCACGACGUGUUGGAAUUUCUGAAGAACUCUUCGAUAACUCGGCUGACGCUACACGAUAAUCCAUGGCAAUGCGACUGUGAAGCUAAAGAGCUUCUUAAUUUUAUCAUACAGAGAACGGAGCACGUGACGAUACCCAAUCUAUCUCAAGUGAUCUGUUACGGCAAGAAUAUGUCUCUGUUGGAUAUAAAACCGCUUGAUCUUUGUUUAUUCGACACAACUGUGAUCAUUAGUUGCAGUUUAACGAUUUCUCUCCUCGGAUUGAUCAUCGGCACCUUUGGGCUGUUCUAUUACAAGUACCAGCGACAGAUCAAGGUGUGGCUGUUCGCGCGCCAGUGGUGCUUGUGGUUCGUGACGGAAGAGGAACUCGACAAGGAGAAAUUGUACGACGCGUUUGUGAGUUAUUCGCACAAAGAUCGCGAGUUUGUCGAAAACGAGUUGGUGUCCAAGCUCGAGAGCGGCCCGACCCCGUUCAAGCUGUGUCUUGAUUAUCGGAAUUGGUUAGCGGGUGAGUGGAUCCCGGAGAAUAUCGCCAGAUCUGUGGAAGAUUCCAAACGAACGAUAGUGGUGCUGUCGCCGAACUUCUUGGAAAGCGUCUGGGGAAGAAUGGAAUUUCGCGCCGCUCACAGUCAGGCGUUGAGCGAAGGUCGCGCGAGAGUGAUAUUAGUUCUGUACGGCGAUAUCGGACCCACCGACAAUCUCGAUCCGGAAUUGAAAGCGUACAUAAGUAUGAACACUUACGUCGAGUGGGGGGAUCCCUGGUUUUGGGAUAAAUUAAGAUACGCGUUGCCUCAUCGAACCAAGCAACUGUCGAAGAUCAGCACCGCCGGGAAAAAGAUCUUCGAGAAUCAAUCGUUGUAUCUUCAAGCGAACGGGGAGAAGAAGGAGCUUAUCUUUCCAAUCGCAUCUACCGAGACUUCUCCGACCACCACACCACCAGCCGAUACGCUUAAGACGUUUAUAUGCGACGAGGAGGCGGAAAAUAAAAACUCACAGUUGAACGGAUUCUCGCGGAAUUCGGGUAAGAUGAACGGCAACGUUAAGGUAAUCCUCUCGCCAGAACAGUUAAUCAAAAUCAGUCCUGUAAUCGGCAACAGAGAAUGUAUGAUUUGACAGCAAAUGCAUGAGAAUACAUGCAAAAUAUUUUUGUAUGACACACGCGAAAACGUACCAACGCCAAAACACUUAUGAUAUUCUUCUUAAAGAGAUUUGAUCUUAUAACUUAAGAAUCUUCUUCUGAGAAAUUACACACUCGAAACAUUCCAAUUAUUCGCAAGCCGUGUAGAAGUUUAAUAAUAAACACAAUAUAAAGUCAUGGAAAAAUUUUUGACGUCAAAACUGUCUAAAGAGCAUGUGUUGCUGUAAAUUAUACAAUCACGAAUAUUCGCAUAUUAAUAUGUAAUUGCGUGUAUUAAUACGUAAUUUUUUCUAUUCCGUAAGUGUCAUAUUCAACACGUUAUAAUAUUUUUCCGUAUGAUAUUUUAAAUCUUAGAUGUAUUUUAUAUAAGUAGUUUGUAUACAAAAAUACUCAACAAUUACUUAACGUAUUGUGAUGCGCUAUCUUCAGUCGCAAAAACACACACGAAUGUACACAAUGCAAUAUACACACACACACAUAUAUAUAUAUAUAUAUGUAUAAAAACAA
Pseudomyrmex gracilis is the source of this 4434-nucleotide messenger RNA. RefSeq names its product protein toll (gene Tl). The record is from RefSeq and is a predicted model, not a curated record. Gene Ontology annotation, cellular component: membrane. Gene Ontology annotation, biological process: toll-like receptor signaling pathway; innate immune response. The transcript is spliced from 6 exons. Bases 675 to 3902 code for a protein of 1075 amino acids. Gene Ontology annotation, molecular function: transmembrane signaling receptor activity; protein binding. NCBI's taxonomy places the organism in Eukaryota, Metazoa, Arthropoda, Insecta, Hymenoptera, Formicidae.